UUUAUCUUGUUUGAUUCAUACACAUACUAUUGAAAAUAAAUUCUACGACGAAGAACCAGUCAGAGGUUGAACAACACAUGCAGAAAAACGAGAAGAUUUCCUUGGGAAUUGUUUCGGCAAAAAUAUGAGUGUUUCUGCGGAAAAAAUAUUCGGCAGAAUCCUGCAUGAAAAACUAAGCAGAAUAAAGAACAUUUCUGCUGAAAAAAUAUUCGGCAGAAUCCUGCACGAAAAUUUCCGCAGAAAAGCAGAUUUUUCUACAGAAAAAUAAGUCUGCAUACGUUCCGAAAAAACAUUUCGUCGUGAAUCAGCGUUUCCCCGCCGAAAACUGAAAAUUUUCUGCAGAAAAAUUGAAACUCCCGACGAAAAAAUAUUUUCCCGCAGGAACCUGCGGAAUCACGCUCAUUUUUUUUCACUGGGUUGGAGGUCUACCAUUACUGGCCUUGUGUUGUUUCGGUCUGCUCGGUUUAAUAUUUGCAGGCAUAAUCGUGACCGCCCUAAUUCCUGUGUAUUUACAAAGACAUGGUAUCAAUGGCCGUCAACGAGAAAGUGGUAUUAUUCAAACAAUUUACAAUCUGCCUGCAUCCGAUGGGUUACUGAUUAUUAAUGGUCAGGUAUCACAAUCAAGGUAUGGGGUGUUACAAAAUAUAGUAAGAAGUAGACUUAUCCUGCAACAACAGUUGGACAAUGCAACCGGCGCCAGUCGAGCACAACAAACACAAGUUAAAGUGGUCAACGUAGUCGUAACGCAACCACAAAACAUUGGGGAAAAGUUACGUAAUGACAGUUAA
This is a messenger RNA of Didymodactylos carnosus, 788 nucleotides long. NCBI's taxonomy places the organism in Eukaryota, Metazoa, Rotifera, Eurotatoria, Philodinida, Philodinidae. The record is from the annotation of a GenBank genome assembly.